Messenger RNA from Anisakis simplex (herring worm), 1179 nucleotides. The record is from the annotation of a GenBank genome assembly. Lineage: Eukaryota; Metazoa; Nematoda; Chromadorea; Rhabditida; Anisakidae.
AUGGUGCGGCAUAGGCUAAUCGCCGGCUUGUACUNUUGCGAAUUGAAACCGAUAGUUAUUUUGAGUGGUUCGAGAUGUGGUGAAACGUUGAGGAUGGUCGAGAAAGCGUCGAAAAAGAUGAGUAUCGGACGAAAGGGCUUGCUGGAGACGACCCUGUUUGAUUCUCAGAAAGUGGUCACAAUUGCUUAUUUAAGUCGGCACGCGCAUAUAUCUAUUGAUGAAGCUAGAGACGAAUUACAAUCGUUUUAUAUGGAAAAUCGAGACAAAUCCAAAUUGCAUGCAAUUUAUCUGAUAAGCGGGCGAUUAAAUGAUGAAUCAACGAAUGAGAUAAAGCAACAAAACGUCAACAAACCAAUCGAAUGUAAUCGUGUGCAAUUGGUCAGAGACGAGAGUUUGGAGAAGAUCAAACAAAAUUAUCAUUCUGUGGAUACUUGUGAAAUAUUUUGUCUUCACUCAAAUUCCAUUAAGAGUUUAUACUCGUUGUAUGGUAUCGAUCAUAUAGAUGAUGAUGAGUACAAUUCAACGGAUAAAGAACGAAGUUGGCUAGCAUCUCAAAUGGCUGAGGUGAAACGAGAUGAGAUGUUGAAAGAACAUCUUGCAACUGCUCAACUUCUUGAAAAAUCGGCCAAGAAAGCUGCUCGUGAAAGUCCGUUUAGCACACCAACGAGCGAAAAAAAGCAUGACGCAUCAGAGAAUACGAAGGCUUCAGAGAGUGGUCAACAGAAGUUAGUUGUUCACUUCCCUCAGGAUGAUUUAUUCUCUGAUGAUGCAUCUUCAUCACCAGAGCGAAUGAACGGCUCCGAAGAAGGUGCUGAAGAGCGUCAAAGUACAACUCUUUCAUCGAAACGACCUCGUCGAUCGUCUCGUAAGUUAACACCAGAACGUAAAACAACUUCCACAAACGACACCAAAAAGAAACCCACUCGAAAGGAACAUGUUACAGAGACUUUCGUUGAUGAAGAUGGUUUUAUGGUAACGAAACAGGUUCUGAAAGAAGUGGACGUUCAGUCAGCGGAUGAAGAGAAUACAGCCAACUCGAAGAAACAAGUGCCGUUAUCACAGAUGACAACCCAAAAUAUCGCGUCAGAUCAGCCACACGCUAAUGAGAGAACGGUUGCAGCAAGUAAAAGGACACCUCAUGGACAGUCCAAAAUUAGUGCUUUCUUCAAGAAAGUUUAA